UGUUUUCCACUGAGCUUUUCAGCACGGGGCAAGGAAAUUCUUGUAAAUAAGAUGUUUCAGUCUAGAUUUGAGAAUCCUAAUCAAGAGACUGUUCCUUUUCUAAUAACUGGAUUCCUACUGUACAAGCAUGGAAGUGGUCUUGCAUUAUCGACCACAUCAGAGAGAUCUAACAAAACUGCAGAAAUUUGCAGAAGCAGCAGUGAAGGAGUUUCCCAUUCGUCAGUUACCAAGAUUUACACCCUGGUUUCCAAAUGAUUUAUACAGAUUUCCCCUCAAACCAAAAAAGCAGCCACCUGUUAUUUCUUGUGAGGAAGCAGAAGAAUUGAAACAACUUUCUACACCUUCAGAAUAUGUUACAGGAUCUCCUGAUUAUGACUGCACAAAAAAUCUCCUUGAGUUUCAGUCUAAUGUGAAACAUGGGCAGACUUUAAUUCAAGCACAAACUGUUCAGAGACCGAUUAACUUGGAGAAUCAAGGAGAACCACCACCUAAUGGAAAACAAAAAUUGAAAAGGUCAUGGAGUGUCUCUCUCCCUAGCCCUAAGCUUAAAGAAAAAAUUCUUCCUUUAUCUCAAGAACUGCAGAAUAAUUUGGAAAGGCUAAACCUGCAUGCAUUUUAUAGAGCAAAGUGGACAAUCGAACAGUCUAUUUGUAAUAACCAGAAUUUGGAGGACAUCUGGAUAAAAGUGAAUAGACUCAUCAAGCAGAAUGAAUUACCAUCUUGCAAUGCUACUAUCCAAAGAUCUGUGGGACAGAUAUGGAUUUUCUGUGAUAUAUUAUACUGUGAAUAUGUUAGAAAUAUUCUUAGGGAAAAGCUAAGCCUUACUGAUAAAAUGAACUUGCUUGUACAUAAAUUUGGAAUUAUAUUUAGUUUAUGAUUGUAAGAUAGUUUCGUAAUAAAAUUGCUCUCUGAAGUACUAGAGUUUUUAAACAGCUUAGAAUAUACAAACUUUAGAACAACUGAUGAAUUAACAAGCAGAAAACCACUUAAUAUUCUUUGCAACAGUUUAACUGUAAUAAAUAUAUUUAACUUUGUUUUGCCAGGAGACUUAUAAAUGGUUCUGUUGAGAUUAGUAAGUUUCUCUUUGGCUUACUACUGCAUUUUGUAGCUUUUCUCUACCUCAGUGGUCUAAAGGAAAAAAAAUUACAAGAAAAAUUCCAGACUAUUACGGCAAGCUGUGUGAGAUAAUAAAAUUUGUGCUUUGAAUCAAGCAAAAUACAUCCUCACUGUGCUUCUUUGAAACUAGGACAAGGAAAAAUAUUUUUAAGUGAGAUAUAAUCACUGUAAGGAUCUGCAAUUUUUUUUGACACUGAGACUUUCAAGAUGUGAUUAUUUCCUGAAAAUAGUCUGUGCGGGUUUCUUUAAUGAAGGCUUAGCCCUCACAUGAAAUACAAACUUACUUUCUACUGUAUGUAUAUGCUGUCUUGGUAAUGUUAUCUGUAUUUUCCCAGAAAUACUAAUGAAAGUUUCAGUGGAAGUUGUGUGCUGAAAAAUAGUGAACAACUUAGCAUUUGCUGGUUUGACUUUGAUAUUAAGGUGGUUUUUUUCCCCCUGACGUUUCUGGUCUUUUGUCUCUGUAUUGGGGAACAAGAAAGCACUAACUUCAAUCUAUAGGUCAGGAAAUUAAGAAAUUAGACAUCUACCUGUAAACCUCUAUUUGUUGUCAUUAUGGAAGGUAGAAGUCUCUGAGGUUUUAUGGUGAUAAACAGUUGAGUUCAGCAUGACUUUUUGUCACCUCAAAGAAUAAAGUGUUUCAAGGUCAUGCUGUCCCUGCUCAAUUCAGUGUUUGAAGGGUCAGUAGAGCAGUUAAACUGGGAUCAAUAUGACUGCAAGGGCAUGUGUUUUUCUUAGGCACCCCUACUAACGCCAGAUAAUUUUACUGUAGCUGGAGGUCAAGGCCUGUGGAAAAGGGGGAGAAUAAAUGGUAUUUGUAGAUUGUUAGAUUAUCAUUAACACUGAUGAAAUAAAAGUGCACAUAAGCAUAAUGGUGAUCCCUCUGUGUAAAAACUAAAUAAAAUCCUCUUGGACUUUUACUUACUUUUUUCUUUUGCUGACAUUCUUAUGUUGGAAUAAUUAUAUUAUAGGCAUUACAUAUCAUUUUUUAGUUAAAAAUUAAGGAUAUUGCUCAGUUUGGAUCAUUGACAUGUAUUUCUGAACUUUGAGUGUUAGGGGAGUCAUAUUGACAUUUGGGGUGUUUGUGACAUUUAAUAUUACGUCGUAGCAAAAUUGAUGUAAAGUGCUGUCUAAAGUAACUGAGGGUCAUUAUUAGUUUUAAAGCUCAUAUAGCCAAAUUAUUUCACUGAAAUUAUUUUUCUGAGUGUAACACUAAUAGCAACAAAGUUUCUUUGUGCACCAACAUUUUUAAAGAUUUAAUGGAGUAGAAUGCAGCAUGAUUUGAGUUUUUCUUAGUGUUGUAUCCUGCAAAGAUAUAAUAUUUUCUGAUAUUAGUUUAGUAGUCCCAUUAAAUAUGAUAAUCUGCAUAUCUUAGAUUUUUAUUCCAUUCCAUUAUUUAUUUAUUUAUUGUCUUAAAUGUGACUAAACUUGAUCUGUAACUGUUCCUUUAGAAACAGUCAGCAAGUAUUGGCUUAUAUGGGCUUACAGUAGAAUUGAAUAAAAUUAGUUAACCACCAAUAAUACAGUCCCAAUAUGAUUAUUUAAUACACUAUAUUGACAGAGCUAAACAAACAUCUUACUAAGAUUGGUGUCACUAUUCAGUGGCAGCUGUCAGCUUUCUGCUGCUUUGGGUUGUCUUGUAUGUGAAUAAUGAUACAUGCACUGCUAGUUGUGAGCACCUCAGCUGGAUAACUGUCAUGUAAUAAAAAGUGAACACCACAUUUGGUUUCUCUGCAGAAUUAUUACAGUCUUGGAUAGCACCAAUGUACACGCUGAAAUCCAGAAUUCCAUUUUGAACUGUUCCGGAAAUGCUUAGUUCAUAUGCAUGUAUAAUUCAGUAUUCAUCUUUGAUUUUCAGUGUUGAAUUUGGUUUUUCAUCUACUCUGUUUUGGAUAUUUUGGGACUCUUUAUUUACCUUGUGAUUCUCAAUCUUCAGAGGUCAUGUUUUUCAUCCUUUCACUAUAGCAAAGAGAAUGUAUUGCCUUUUUAUAUGUGAAAACUAAUUUAUUUUGUGUUGAUGCUAACUUGUAUAGGUCUGCUGUAUAGUAGUGUAACUUCUUGUGAACCAAUACAGCCCACUACACCCAAAUGUAUAUCAAAAUAAUUGAAUAUUUUACACAACCUGAAGUAGGGAUGCUGACCAGACAUACAAGAUGAACAAAAGUACAAUAAAGAUAAAAGCACAAUACAUUUGUCAGUGCAAGGAUGUUGAUUAACUUAUUGCAGUCAAGAAAAUACUUUUAUUUUUUAGUUUUAGUUUUCAGAAAUUAUAUGAUUUUGUUUAAAUUUUGAAGAAAAAAAUCAGUUAUUUUUACAUAUUCGGUUCAACACCUAAGGUUACAAAUACUCCACUUUGUUUCGUGUAAAUGUUUUCAUGAGAAGUUAAAUGCAAGAUUAGGGCCAUUGGUUUAUAUGGACAGGGAGGAAUUAUUUUUAGAAGCAGUAUCUUAUAUCUGUAAUACAAAUAAAACUCACAUAAUUUUGAGUAUUCUGAGUUAAAAUAGCCUUUGAGAAUACCACUUUCUUGAAGCAGAGGUUUUUAAUAGUGAGAUCUCAAUGAUGUUGAUUUUGUCAAUAUCAAUAAAAUAGUUUUUAAGUGUGUUCC
Grus americana (Whooping crane) is the source of this 3718-nucleotide messenger RNA. It is a transcript of the gene SHLD3, whose product is annotated as shieldin complex subunit 3. Lineage: Eukaryota; Metazoa; Chordata; Aves; Gruiformes; Gruidae. The transcript has a single exon. The coding region runs from base 128 to 877 and encodes 249 amino acids. The record is from RefSeq and is a predicted model, not a curated record. Gene Ontology annotation, biological process: positive regulation of double-strand break repair via nonhomologous end joining; positive regulation of isotype switching; negative regulation of double-strand break repair via homologous recombination.